Aricia agestis (brown argus) is the source of this 4753-nucleotide messenger RNA. RefSeq names its product phosphatidylinositol 4-kinase beta (gene fwd). Gene Ontology annotation, molecular function: 1-phosphatidylinositol 4-kinase activity. Gene Ontology annotation, cellular component: membrane; cytoplasm. Lineage: Eukaryota; Metazoa; Arthropoda; Insecta; Lepidoptera; Lycaenidae. The record is from RefSeq and is a predicted model, not a curated record. The transcript has 11 exons. The coding region runs from base 408 to 2906 and encodes 832 amino acids. Gene Ontology annotation, biological process: phosphatidylinositol-mediated signaling; phosphatidylinositol phosphate biosynthetic process.
GAUUCCAAUAUUUUAUUUAUUAAAUUUAUUUUAUUACGUCGUAGUUUUGUUGAUAUUCUUUUCUAAUAUUGAUCUAUGGUGUUCUUAAAUUUGUAUUAAAUUAAAUAUAAUUAUUAUCGCGAAAGGAGUGAAAUAGAAAGUGAGAAGAAAUCGGUGCUUCAGAAGUGUUUCAAACGUAAAGAUUUUUCGUUAAAGCAAAAUUCCCUGUGCGCUGAUUUACAUAAUUAGAUUAUUAUAAUCGAAUUUUUCAUUCUUCUCGCUAUCAGAGCUAGAGACAGUCGAGUUUCCGUUGAAUUUGGACCAAAGGAUUAUUGAUGAUUAGUUGAGGCGCCAUGUUGUUAUUUACUCUUUGAUGCACGUACUUUUGUUAUGGGUUUUGAUUUUUGUGUAAAAUUCAGUGUGUGAGCAUGUUGGAAGAUGUCCCCGUUCACGGUGGCCGGAACGAACCAAAGAGCAAGUUACCAGCUCACCAGAGGAACCUCAGUUUGGACUUUAGGCAUGUGACCGGUGCGAACGGGCCGCCGGCAGGAUGCGGCCACCAGAGAAACAGAUCUCUGGACUCUGUCCUCCAACGGAUUCCGGAGGAUAUGACACCGACGUCCCCGGAAGGCGUGCCACUUCGACUGACCGGCGAAGUGCCCGCGCCGCGCCUGGCGCUACCUCCGGAAAUUCCCGCGGGGUCCGACGACUCCGGGAUACACACCCCGCCCGACGGAAACGACGAGAUACCCUCGUCAGAGGAGCAAAAUAUCACGCUCGCGGUGGCGAGAUCGAGGGAGAGCCUCGAUUCGGGGAAUCCCCUAGAAGAAUUAGACAAACUCCCCGAUACCCCCGACACGGUCGUAGAGGAACCACCGGGAAAAUCAGUUCUGAGCACGAGCUCGACCAAAAAUAAAGACUUUCUCCUUCGGCUCUUCGAAAGUAAACUGUUCGAUAUGAGCAUGGCCAUAUCGUAUCUUCUGAACUCGAAGGAGCCCGGUGUGCAGACGUACCUAGCGAACAAACUGUUCUCGUUUCCACACGAAGACGUAGACUUUUACCUGCCCCAACUGGCCACUAUGUACAUAGAGAUUGGGGACGUGGCUGAAGUUCUGCGGCCGUACUUGGUGUAUAGGUGUAAACAAAGUGCGGAGUUUUCCUUAAGACUUGCGUGGUUGUUGACUGCUUUUAGUGGUGACGCGAAGAGAUCUAGGGCUACCAAAUUAAGAGACUCGAUACUAGCCGAGGAGAUCAGGCCGGCGACGAAGAGGGGCCACCAUAGAUCUCAAUCGGACGCUUCGGCCCUGAGACUGGCCACCCCGACCGGCAGACACUUGGGUGAUCUGGCGUCAGGACGAGCGUUCGACAACGGGUGUUUGUGUGCCGAACAAUGCUCCUGCGGCGCGCCAAGGUUAGCGCCACAGACUCAUUUCCUAGCGGCCCUAACGACGAUCGGCCGGCGGUUAGCCGGGGUUGCGGAUAAGGAGAGGCGGAACGGCCGGUUGCGGGCUGAACUGGCAACCCUCGACCUCAACCUGCCAGCGAGAGUCUGGUUACCACUACACCACAAACCCCAUUACGUGCUGAGGAUACCACCGCACGCGGCUGCCGUCCUGAAUAGCAAGGAUAAGGCGCCGUACAUCAUGUACGUCGAAGUCCUCGAGACGGACGGUCACGAGCCGCUGCCACCUCGCCUGCUGCCCCCCGCGCCGCCCGCCCCCCACUCCCCGCCGAUCCGGCACACGAAGAGCGAGGAGAACCUAGUGCCGGAGUGGCCGGUGCUGUCGCUGUACUCGCCCCUCGAUGAUGCGGACGCGGGGGACUGUUGGAGCCACGACGAUGAGGAGGUCAGCACGCAGUACGCGCCGAGAGCGCCGGCCCCGGAUUGUUUGUCGCAGGUGUCAGGCGUAUCCCUAGCGUCUGCGGCAUCAGCGGCCUCCGUGGGAUCUUGCGGGUCGCGGGAGUCAGUCGCGGUGGGUGCAGGCGACGUGCGACGGCGACUAGAACACGCGACAGCCGCGCCGCCGCCCAACGCCUUCAAACACGACCCUCACGAUCCGUCAGCUAUCGCGCUCAAGGAGUCCUGGGAAAGCAAAUUGUCGCGUAUGCGGUCGGCGUCGCCGUACGGCGCGUUGGCGGGAUGGCGGCUACUGGGCUGCAUCGUCAAGGUGGGCGACGACCUGCGUCAGGAGCUGCUAGCGGCGCAGCUGCUGCGGCGGCUGCAGGCGGUGUGGGACGCGGAGCGCGUGCCUCUGCGUCUGCGCCCGUACGAGAUACUGUGCCUCGACAAGGAGUCCGGCCUCAUACAGCCGGUAUUGAAUUCGGUGUCGCUGCACCAAAUCAAGAAGCAAUCGGGCAAGAGUCUCCGAGCGUGGCUCGAGCUGGAGCACGGCCCGCCCAACAGCGAGGGGUUCCUGCGGGCGCAGAACAACUUUGUCGAGUCCGCCGCCGCGUACGCGCUCACCAGCUACCUGCUGCAGCUGAAGGACAGACAUAACGGUAACAUUUUGCUGGACAGCGCGGGUCAUAUUAUCCACAUCGAUUUUGGAUUCAUAUUUUCAAUAUCUCCCAAGAACCUGGGCUUUGAAAGUUCUCCAUUUAAGCUGACUUCCGAAUUCGUGGAGGUGAUGGACGGCGAGGGUUCGGACAUGUUCGCGUACUUCAAGAUACUGAUACUGCGCGGGCUCAUCGCCGCGCGGAAACACUGCGAUCAGAUCGUGCAUCUCGUCGAUUCUAUGAGGAUGGGUGGUCAACUCGCGUGUCUCCGCAGCAGUAGCGCAGUGACGUCGUUCCGAGCUCGCUUCCACCACGGCCGAACUGAAGCCCAACUUCACGCGCUAGUCGAGAGACUAGUACGGGACGCGCUACACAGCCUCUCCACACGAUUGUACGAUAACUACCAGUACUAUACUAACGGCAUACUGUAAUGGUACCAUAUAAAGGUACCACUGAGGCUGAUUUUUAGUACACACGCAAACCGUCGGCGAUAAUGGCUCGAGAUGUAUGAAAUUCUAGAAAGCGUUUUGGGGUGUGCUGAUACUAAAAACGGCCUUAAACUACCAUCUGGUAUACUAACGGGACAUUGUAAUACAUUUUUAGUACCACAUACAUCCUGUAAAUUGUAAUUAAUAAAUCUGUUGCUUGUUUGUUAAAGGCACAUAAUAUGCUGCAGCAUUGACCAUUACUUACCGUAAUAACAGUCAACAGUGUUUCGAAAAUAAGAAUUUAAGUACUUCGUGGUACCAUUAAAAAUCAAAUCUGGUGGUACAACAAAAAUAUACAAACUUAUCUGUACAUCAUAAGAAAAUUCAACAACAUCGUCUGUUGAUCAAAAUAGAAAAGUUUGAACUGUGAAUCGCGAUAUAUAUAUAGCAAAGUAUUUAUAGUCAAUCGAAUUUAUUCGACUCAUAUUUUAGAUUGAAUAGAAUUUCGAGUAUUGUUUACGUCAACUUGUUACUCAAACAGUUAUCUUAUGUAAUUUUCGUAAAUAGCUGAAAACAUCAAGUAAUUUUCUCAAUUACUAUUGUCGAUGUAGAAAAACUAUGUUUUCAAACAUACACAUUUUUUACAUCUGUCCUUGAUGACAGAUGUAAAAAAUGUGUAAAUGUGUGGCAAACAUGAAAAAGUCAUUGCCUUUUUGAUCACAUCUAAAUGAUGUAACAGAGUUUCUUGGAUAGAAAAUUGUCUGUAAUUUAAGCAAUCAUGCAGCUAUUAUAGUUCAUCUGCACUUAUUGUGCGUGAGAGAAUGAGUUGGAACUACAAGUAGAAAAUUGUAAAUAAUUGGAGUCAUCUAGUUUUCUUUAUUAGUGCCAUACGAUCGUAUUCAUUUACAAGAUUUUAUGUUUAAAUGGAAUACUUUCAGUUUUAAAAUGUUUUCAUUAAUUUCAUUUGCUUCCAUGCUCAGAUCUUGUCUAUAGCAUUUGUUUGCUCAACCAUCAAAUCAUAUUUUGACCCGUCCAUUGUAGUUAUUUUUAAAAUUGUAGCGCUUUGUAUAAACACGGCAAUAGACUCCGACAUAGUAGGCCGCGGCCAUCGCUAGACUCAGCUUUCCUUGUAAAUUCACUGUCGAAUUGAGAGCAAAAUUUGUAAAUAUAAUAUAAUUUUCGCAAUGAGAAGACUGAUUGUUUCCGGCGUGGAGUGGUAGGGUAUUGAGGAAAUUUAGUAUUAGUGUCUCACUUAGACCCGAUCGCACUCAUAAAGUCCGUGUUAUAGUGUUAAGUUUACUCGCUGGGGCCCAAUUUUUGGAUCUCGAAUCUCGAACAGAUAUGACAAGAAUUGGGCUGCCGGUCCGCGAGGAAAAAUGAUAUAAUGCGAUUGCGACAUGUAGUGAAAUACACGGUGGUCAGUUGUAAAGUCUGGUCACCGAACACAGACAAUCGGCCAUUAACCUAUCGCUAUUUACCUCUUUCGCUCGCACGCAAAAAUAUCGUAGAAGCAAGAUAGCUAGGUUUUCGUAGGUGAGUAAAAAAGACAAGAAGUGAUAGGUGUAAACCUGUAAAUUAAUAUUUUCAUGUUUUCGGUGACUGGUCUCAUUUUACAAGAUCUAAAAUAUAUGCAUUCUGACACCCUGUAUAAUAGACGAAAAUUGUUAUUAGUUAGGCGAUAGAUAGUCAUAUAAUAAUUGCUACUGAUACGAGAAUGGGGGAAUCUUGACUUGUAGUGUAUACUUGUCGACCGAGAUAUUUAUUGAUAUGAUCAAUAUUCCAUUAUAAUUUUAGUAAAUUAUAUCGAAAUGCCAAAAAAAUAAUAUGAAAUUAUUGUAAUGGUAGAUAAU